Messenger RNA from Procambarus clarkii (red swamp crayfish), 6435 nucleotides. The record is from RefSeq and is a predicted model, not a curated record. NCBI's taxonomy places the organism in Eukaryota, Metazoa, Arthropoda, Malacostraca, Decapoda, Cambaridae.
GGGUCGUACCUCACAGUUCGUACCGUGAGGUGGCGUACCCUCAGGCUUCGUACCGUGAGGUGACGGCUCCUCAGGCGUCUAACCGUACCCUUUGGCGUGGUACCGUGAGGUGACGUACCCUCAGGCGUGGUACCGUAAGGUGACGGCUCCUCACAUGUCGUACCGUGAGGUGACGACUCCUUAGGCGUCUAAUCGUGAGGUGACGUACCCUCAGGCGUCGUACCGUGAGGUGACGGCUCCUCACAUGUCGUACCGUGAGGGGACGUACCCUCAGACGUCGUACCGUGAGGUGAGAAGGUACAACAAGUGCGCAUCACAUCCUGCAGAAGGCGACGACGCUGUGGAGGCGGCGGCCAUCUGUCGGCGGAGUGUGGCAACACGCCUCUAUGGCGCCCCUCUGCUGUUCCUCUGGCAGCUCCUCUCCCUCUCUCACUCUCUCUCACCCCAGUGAGAGGGGGAGGGGGAGGCCCUCACACACCCUCCCAGGUCUGCUGCUGCUGCCGCCCAGGACUCUCUCGUCUUACCCUACGGUGGCUGUCUGCAGUCUCUGCUCUCUCGUUCCUACUGCUCCUGUAUCUGCCAAACGCCUUUAAGACCGGCUUGUUUGACGCUGGGAACACACAGCCGCCAUGGUGAGGAUGAUCGGGGCCAUGCCGGCAGUGGCUGUCAGGCAGCAGCAGAGGCGACACGUGAAGCAGGAGGAACUGAAGCACCGCCCCACCACCCUCACCAUAGACGCCAGCGCCGGCUUCCCAGCAGAAAGGGCUUUUGGAGUGCGUCCCCAAGGGGGAAGGAGGGGCCUCCCAACCCCAGUACGGAGUCCGAAGGCGUCUCCACGAACUACUCCACAGGCGUCGCCGGCCGCCUCGCCCAAGCAGUCUCCCGUCAUCUCUCCCAAGACACAGCAGAAGCAGAGCGGGACACACGGCUGCGGUCACCGGUGUGUCCACGGUUACCUGUGCGGGCGUGUGUCCUUGCUACACAUCUCGGUGGUGUGCGUCCUCUUGGGCAUUAUCCUGCUGGUGGUGGGCCUCGUCCAGCUCGCUCCGGGAGCUGCGACCGUGUUUGACAGUGGCCUCCCUCCAGGGUCAGAAAUCAACAAAUAUGCCAUCAUCGGGGCCGGCACAGGCUUCCUCGGGCUAGGCUUCUUGCUCCUCAUCGUCCUGUGUGCCUGCCAGAAGAACACACACAGGCGCAGACGCCCUCCCCCGCACCUCAUCCAGUCGUGGGGCCGCAAAAAGAGCAAAAGAAAACCGGGAAAUGUGUACUCCAUGGACUGCGUCACGUCUCUGAGCAUGUCCAAGGCUCAUCCGAAUCACAAAGGCAAGACUGGGAGUGGGAGAAGCAGCAAAGGUCACUGCAAAGGUCAUGGCAGACAAAUGCAGGUACAGACAGUAGAGGGCGCAGCGGUAACUGGCGGCGAGCAGCAGCAGGAACAAGGAGAUCGAUCACAACCCAACGUAGAGCUGCGAGCCGUCAACGAAAAGGACAUCAGCUUGGAGGGCUUUGUCAAGAGUCCUUCAGAGAGCGACGCGCUAAUUCAGUCGUGUUCCACACGACGACAAUAAAAUACAGUGGUGGUGUGGCCUCCUGUGGAAGCCUAAAAUGUAUAUUGUACACAGCUAACAUUGUCUUGAUUACACUUGAUGCUGUUUGAAGUGCACAGUGGAACUCCCUGAAUUCGAAAAUUGUGAAGGAUGUUACUGUGUGCCGGAAAAGUAAACUUAUUAACAGGGUGAAACUUUAUAUGCUGGCAACUUUAAGCUUUUUGUAUGCGAUUUGCUGUAUAAGCCAAAUUAAACCCAAGCCUAGUGUGGCAUACGAAAGAGCAAGUGUAAUCAGCCAGGCCAUGAAGUGUUUUUGAUACUUGUUUUAAGCAUUUUGUAUUUAGUAUAAAGAGAAGUGUCAUAACAGUAUAUUGUAUAUUGGUGAAGACCAAGCGUUGCAGGUACGGGAGAGAGCGCCUAUGACAGAACUUGACGAGACGGCAUACCAACAGCUACUAAAAUGCGUCAUGCCCCUCAGGCUAAAACUGGGGCAAGAGUUCCGUAAAUCUCUAAACAAACGGGGGCAAUUUAUAUAAUCAAUUUAAAUUAAUUAUGAAAAUCAGAACAAUUUGUAAAUGUGAUUUGUCCUCUUGUAGGUCACAAGCAGGUCAGGUCAUGGUGCGCGGACACAUUUUGGUAGAUGAUUGAAAUUUUAUAUAUUCACAGACUGCUCGUUUUGCUUUCCGUCAUGUAAUGAACUCGGCCAUUAGAUAAUCUUGAUGUACAAUGACUUAAAAUUAUAUGUAUAUAUAUUUAUUUAUUGGAAAAUCUUGUAAAGAGGAUUUACACAUAUACGUGAGCCAUUCUGCAACAUUGCAGUAAUAUAGAAGAAGUGAUAUUCGGAUAUUCAGCAUUUAAAACAACAAUGCUCCGUAAGCGACUCAUGUGCUCUGCCUGUUUGGUCACCUGUAAGCAUUGUCAAAGUGUUGGAGCAUGCUUCUACCUCUGCAUUUCUUCCCUUUAUAUUUGAGAUGGUUAUCAGCGUGACCUUUCCCAUCCUCGCCCCAGGCACGCUGUCAGGUCGGGACUCGCCCCUCUCACCACCACUCACAUCAAUCUGUUGUUCAUAAUGAAUCAACAGAACAUAAACCAAAGCUUGGGUACAGGGGAGAGGGGGUAUUAUCUUCUCUCAGAACUGAGUAUAAAACUCCUUGGUGCGCUCGUCACUGUGAAACCGCUCCGCCUCGUAUGUGUGUGUGUGUGUGUGUGAAGGUUGAUCCCAAAAGUGGGAAGUAGUCAGAAAAUAUAUAUAUAUACACAUAUACACUCCCAGUGAUAUUCUGAUCGCUUAUGUGAUGUGAAUUUUCAAUCACGACGCCUUUUCCUCAUUAAAUGGUCAAUUCAGUAGUAUGGUGGCAGUGAGUCAGUUAAUAGAUGGUGGAAGUGAGUUCAGUACGUAGGGUGGCAGUGAGUCAGUUAAGUAUGUAGAGUGGCAGUAAGUUAUUUCAGUAUGUAGGGUGGCAGUAAGUCAGCUCAGUAUGUAGGGUGACAGUGAAUCAGUUCAGUAGUAGGCUAGCAGUCAGUCAGUUCAGUACGUAGGUAGCAUUAUUGUCUUUAAUUUAGAUCAGUAUAUGAAAAACACGUGGUGGCGUGACGUACAAGAUGGUUGUGUACUGCAGUGCGGUAUUUGAACGUCUUUGUAAGCAUCUUGAAGGAUGUUGUUGGAGGAGAUGAGUGUGCGAGGCUGGCCCUGUGACCAUCUCUGGCGCCACUAUACCUGACCAUAUCAACAAUGUUUUGGCAAGAUGAACAUUGCUGAUGUUAUUGCACAAUACCAUACCAUUUUUACUAUUCAAGAAUCUGCCAUGCAGGUUCUGUUUAAGAUAUUUAUCUGAUUUUUAAACAGUAUUUUUAUAUGCACUUUGCAUAGACACAAAUGAACAAAUAUUAAUUAUAAUGGUAACCAAACUUUACUAGAAGCAGGUGUGUAGCACACAGUUUGGUGACGUUAUUGUAGAUUUGAAAGAUUAGGCCUGGUUAGUGUGUUCUUGAACAGUCAAUUCAGAAUACAACGUAAAUAUUCGCCCGCUGCGUUUCCAUAACUAUGCAGUAAUUGUGGAGACACAUUGUUCUUUUGUUUUAAUUUAUAACCCAGACCUAACAUUUCAGAAUUAUGUUAUUGGACGAUUCAAGUGGGGGCAUCUAGCGGAAAACAUUUUGACACAGGAUAUUUUGUUUAGGUUUCUUUACAAACAUUUUGACACAAAAUAUUUUGUUUAGGUUUCUACACAUACAUUUUGACACAAGAUAUUUUGUUUAGGUUUCUUUACAUACAUUUUGACACAAGAUAUUUUGUUUAGGUUUCUUUACAUACAUUUUGACACAAGAUAUUUUGUUUAGGUUUCUUUACAUACAUUUUGACACAAGAUAUUUUGUUUAGGUUUCUACACAUACAUUUUGACACAAGAUAUUUUGUUUAGGUUUCUACACAUACAUUUUGACACAAGAUAUUUUGUUUAGGUUUCUAUGCAAACAUUUUGACACAAGAUAUUUUGAAUAGGUUUCUGUUCUACAAACAUUUUGACUUGAACAUUUCUUCAAAGCAAACCACAUUGAGCUUAGAGAACUUAGUUAAAACAUCUAAGAAUAGUUUGUACAUCAUGCCUGGAACGUGACGCCAACGCUCUUAAGAGCUGCUCGUGGAUUAUCCUCACUCAUCUCAGAGUGCAACAUCUUUAGUGUUUGUAUACCUGAGAUAAGACAAGGAAGCAUUUAAUAGUGAAGCGGAAGUGAACUUGUAAAUGUCACAUUUACUCAAAUUUGAUUGCAGUGUUGUUGCAACUGCCCAGAAUUAAUGCUCCCGUUGACGAGAGAUUGCUAUACUGUACAUUAAUGGAGAAAGUAACUGCCGAAACAGGGUAUGCUAGGAAUGGUGAUGCAUGAUUAUAGUGUACUUAUACAAAGCUGAGAUACACCUUUGGGACGUUGAGAUAUAAAGGAUUCUUGUAGAUAUAGGCAAGGAAGACCAGACGAUUUCAACAGGGGGUGAAACCUUAAUGCGGCUGGAAGGCCCUUAACUAAACCUUAACACAGUCACCAUUUUGAUAAUUGCUUUCUUAAUAUAAUUCUAAGCACGACAGUAGCUGUGAGGGUUUUCAGGUAGGGAAGAAGUGGGGGUCCCUCUCCAAUGACAAUAUCUCACCUGUCUCUUCCUCAACUCUGAACGUCAUGAUGUUUGUUGUCAUGCGAAACAUCACUAAUUACCCGAUAUCAGGAUGUGUCGCAUUGUUCAAGUAAUUAGUUAUUGUCAAUCACAUUUUGUAUUAAACGCGUUUUUUUUUAAACAGGUCAGGAGUUUGGAUCUAGUGAUGUUGGUUUUCGGUAACUAAACUGCUUGUGAUUUCACACUUUUCAUACGUUUAACACUUCUAAUAUAGUGUUGAAUCCUAUCUUAGACCGUCUUGGUUAUUCAAGAGUUCAAUCAUUUGGAUCCUGUUACUCAUUACGCGUUAAGGAUUUACUAAUUAUUAUUAAUGCGUAUUCGUAAUGACUUAAUCGAUUCCUAAAAGCUUUCAAUUGCAAAUUCAGUGUGCCAAUUGUGAUUACAAAAAUUAAGUAAUUUUAGAAGCUUUAUGUAAAUCUGAAGUGAAUGUGUGUGUGUGUGUGUGUGUGUGUGUGUGUGUGUGUGUGUGUGUGUGUGUGUGUGUGUGUGUGUGUGUGUGUGUGUGUGUGUGUGUGUGUGUGUGAGAUUCACAGGAUAGCUUGGUUUACGGCAAUUUUCAUAUUGCCGUCUGUGACCUUAACUAACAGUUGGCUCAAAAUGUAUUUCGAUCCUUGAAUAAUGUAAUUUGAUUUUUUUAUAAAAGAAAUGUGUACAUUUAUUAUUUGUUGCAUAAAUACAAAUAUGAAUAGCCUCAAUUAAAUCGUUCCUAGAUGAAAGUUUAAAAGUCCGUGUCUCUCUCUCAAUAUUAACACGAGCAUCAGGACCCCCAGAAUGCAUUGCAAUAUAUAUUAAUUUAGACAAGGACGAUAUUCCAAGUGUGCUUGUGUACUGUUGUUUAAACGCCCAAAUGCCCCGUGUUCUGUUCUUGUAUAGCUUUAAAUUCAUUUUCACAUUUGUACAUUUUGUGGUGUAUUUCGAAAGUGCACACAAACACACAAAGAGAUGAGAAAACAGUGGAUUGAAUCCUAUUACAAUGUGGAAAUAAGAAAGGCGAGAACGGAGGGACAAACAAGACAAGCGAGAGUGAUCAAAUAUGGCGACGGCUAGAGAGACGCCCACCGUCUCUCCCACUAAACACCAUAAUACCGCUGAAGAAUCAAAACACACCACCGUCACAUGGCACACAUUUGGAUAAGGAUAGUCUCCUGCCCCCUCUGAGGAGGAUAAAAAAGGCGGUGUCUUGGACAGGAAGCAUUAAAAGCGAGGAGUCACAGACUCGAGACCAGAGGUAAACACAGGUCAUUUCACCCCUUCGCUCAGCCAAGUUAAGACAAAUCCUCUUGCUUUGAAAGCCUUCGUCAUUUCCUUUCACGACAAUACACCCACUGACUGGAGUCUUUGAUUAAAGCAGGCCACAAAGUAUUUAGGAAUUCCCAAGAUAUUUAAGAUCAAAGUGCACGACAUAAGACCCAAUCAGGAGACGAACGUAAUCAGCACAGUGAGUAACUAGUUUUUUGCCAUUACUGAUCCCCACGGAUACAAAAUAAGAUGCUACGAACUAUAUUACCUUACCUUGAGAUGAUUUCGGGGCUUAGCGUCCCCGCGGCCCGGUCCCCAACCAGGCCUCCUUUUUAUUAGGUGACAUUUUAACAAAAUGUAAUAACUUUUUUCAUGGAUAUUUCUGCGCGGGCCCUAAACCUCUGGCUGGCCUACUAAGUGUUGCUUGUUUCUGUUUUACUUGGGCGGAGUAUGAGUAUUUAUGACUCGUAUGGUCGCUUCAGUAAG